AUGUAUGAAGUGGAUGCUAUUACCAAGUUGACAGCUCAGGUAGAGGCCCUAACAAAACUGAUAACUGUUCAAGUAAAACAAGCUCAGGUGGUUUGUGAGCUAUGUGGAGCCAUUUCCUUGAGGAGUGGAAAAAGUUAUGAUGGCCUGAGCCAAGCCAAGCCAGAGAAUGAAGAAGAUGAACACCCAGCACCAAUAACAACAAAGAAGAAGACUACUGACGGUCUUCAACAAAAAGAAACUCCACCACCCAUCAGCAUUGACCAUCACAUAAAAAUUCCUUAUCCUCAAAGACUUCAGAAGAAUAAGAUAGAUAAGCAGUUUUCAAAAUUCGUUGAAAUAUUCAAGAAACUGCAUAUCAACAUCCCAUUCAUAGAGGCUUUGGAACAGAUGCCAACUUAUCUAAAGUUCAUGAAAGAUAUCCUAUCUAAGAAAAGAAAGUUGGAAGAAUUUGAGAUGGUGGCACUUACUGACGAGUGUAGUGCAGUCCUGCAAAAGAAACUACCACCCAAGCUAAAAGAUCCAGGUAGUUUCAACAUCCCAUGCUCAAUAGGGGGUUCUAUACAAACAAAAGCUUUAUGUGACUUGGGAGCCAGUAUCAACUUAAUGCCCCUAUCUAUGUUUAAAAGAUUAAAAUUAGGGGAAGCCAAGCCCAGAACAGUGACUUUACAGAUGGCAGAUCAUUCUUUGACUCAUCCUCGGGGUAUAAUUGAAGAUGUCUUGGUAAAGGUUGGUAAGUUCAUCUUCCAUGCUGAUUUCUUAAUACUUGACAUGGAGGAAGAUGAGAAUAUUCCUAUCAUCUUGGGAAGACCAUUCCUAGCAACAGGAAGAGCAUUAAUUGAUGUACAGAAGGGGGAGUUAAAGUUGCGUGUUCAAAAAGAAGAAGAGACUUUCAAGGUAUUUGCUGCAACUGAAAUUCCUACUUGUUGUCGACUGGAAGUUGUAAAGGAUGGUCGAGAAGUAACUACCAACAAGAAGAAAGGGAAGUCUAAAGAACGCUUUCGAACUUUUCGACGCCGUAUGAAAAGACUGUUGUGUGGGAAGUAUGAAGGUGACUCUCAGUCUAAGGAAAGCUUUAAAAUUUGCAACAUUGGAGGUCAUUUUUCUUCGUUUGGCACAAAGGCCCUCAUGGAUGCGAGAGGUGGAUUCUACCCGCCACCACCACCACCGCCAUACUGUCAUGGCGCUCAGGGGGAUGACACUCGGGGGUUGUUGCCCGACAGUUUGGUAGGCUUUUUCGUAUUAGCACAGUAG
Cannabis sativa is the source of this 1251-nucleotide messenger RNA. RefSeq lists its product as uncharacterized. Bases 1 to 1251 code for a protein of 416 amino acids. The record is from RefSeq and is a predicted model, not a curated record. Lineage: Eukaryota; Viridiplantae; Streptophyta; Magnoliopsida; Rosales; Cannabaceae. The transcript is spliced from 3 exons.